Messenger RNA from Macrosteles quadrilineatus (aster leafhopper), 1127 nucleotides. RefSeq names its product transportin-3-like. Gene Ontology annotation, cellular component: nuclear membrane; cytoplasm. NCBI's taxonomy places the organism in Eukaryota, Metazoa, Arthropoda, Insecta, Hemiptera, Cicadellidae. The transcript has 8 exons. Gene Ontology annotation, biological process: protein import into nucleus. Bases 1 to 1005 code for a protein of 334 amino acids. The record is from RefSeq and is a predicted model, not a curated record.
AUGCAUCGCACUCGCAAACCUACACCACUGCCUAUCACCCAGUCCCAGUGUCAGCUCAGCUGUCGGCGCUGUCGCUGUCGCUCUGCUAAGAUGACCAGAGAAAAGAUUGAUGUACAUCAAUGCUAUGGUAGUGCUUGUGAAUUGGCUCCCCAAUGCUGGCCUGUUUUGUCAACAGUGAUUGACAAGUACCAGACGGAGAGCACCAUCAUGGAGAGGUGCUGUCGGUGUUUAAGGUUUGCCAUUCGAUGUGUAGGAAAACAAGCCGCACAUCUCCUCGAGCCUCUCGUCAAACAAAUGGUCAGUGUGUACACCAGACACCCGCACAGUUGUUUGCUGUACCUAGGCUCCAUACUGGUGGAUGAGUACGGCAGUGAAACGUCGUGUGUGGCCGGUCUGUUAGAGAUGUUGCAGACGUUUAUCACCACAACAUUCUCGCUGCUGCAGGAAGAGAACGGCCUCAAGAACCAUCCUGACACUGUAGAUGAUUUCUUCAGGUUGUGCAAUAGGUUCCUACUGAGAGCCCCGGUUGUGUUCCUCACUGCUCCAGUGUUCCCCUCCAUCCUACAGUGUGGACUGAUGGCUGUUCAGCUCGACCAUCGGGACGCUAACUCCUCUGUCAUGAAGUUCUUCUCGGACAUGGUACAUGCGGGAGUCUCGCAUCCGGAAAGAGAGGACUUCACUGCUAGACAACAACUAGUGAGAGAGAUGCUGGCUGAGCACGGGCGCACGCUAGUCAACAACCUGAUCCAUGCGUCGGUGUUUUGCCUACACUCCUACAUGUUAUGUGAUGUUGCGAUGGUCAUCACCGAGCUCAUAUUGUGGGACAGAGAGACUUUUAGGUCUUGGAUUUGGGAAACUCUAUCACAGUUACCAAAACAAAAUACAGGAGGAAGUGUUACAGCAACAGAAAAGCAACUAAUGGAAUUCCAAGACACAGUAACAAAUGCUCAGAACGUGAAGAUCAUCACGCACAGUUUACGAGAUUUCGCUCGAUUAUACCGAUAAUUGUACAUCAUAAACCUUUUAUUUAUUUUUAUAUUCAGAUUAUUUGUAAAAAAGUAAUAAAUCAUGUUUUAUUUCAUUGUACAACGGACUCUGCAAUAUUAAAUAUUGUUUAGUCAGUUCAA